AUGCCCAAAGUAAAGAGUAGAUUAACAUCUAAAGAACAAAAAUGUUUGAUAGAUUUCGAUGAAAUUUCACCUGAACGACACGAUUUUGCUUUAAUGUUACUUUGUUCAAGAUCACUUUAUCGAAUUCAAUUAAGAUGUUUUGAACAUAAUAUUCUUGCCAUUCAAGAUAUUUGUGAUAUUGUUAAACGGGAAGUUGAUAGGUUACCACAAUUAUUAUCAGUAAUUGGUGCAUCAUUGGAAGCUAAUGGUUCUUAUAAUGUUAAUCAUCAUGAAAAUUUAAUGAUGUUAGAUUUCUGUAAAAAGAUUACAAAUUCAAAUGAUCCUUUAGAUAUAAUUAGAGGUCUUUUAACAGCUGAACAAAAUUCUAGAUCUUUAAAAAGUUCUAGUGAUAAAAAAGUUAAAAAGAUGUACAGAAAUUUAAUUAAUUUAAUUGAUGAUUUAAAGAAAUUUAUGCAAAAUCAAGGUGUCCCUGGAAGUGGUGAAGAAACUUUUAUUCAUCCACCAACAGCUCUUCUUUGGCUUCCCGUUCUAACUAAUAAAGAACGUAUCACCCAACAUACUACUUCAGCUUUUUCCUUAAGAAAGAAAACAGAAUUCGCUAAAAAUAAUGGUCCUUCAUUUAGACCUCAAUUACUUAGAAUGAAUUUUGUUCAAACUUUUGGUCGUAGACAAUCACAACAAUCUACAACAAAAUCUUUAUCAGGAGAGAAAUCACUUGCUACUACAACUUCAUAUAUGACACCAGCACAAUCACCAAUUACUUCUAGUUGUAAUUGUAAUUGUAGUCCAUUAAGUGCAACAUAUGAUUUCAGAAAAUUAUGUCCUUGCAUAGUCAAUAUGUCAGCUAAAUCAGCUUCGUCUUCUCAAGGAUUUAGCAGCAAUAAUCAAUUUACUAGUAGUAGCAGCAACAAUCAAUUCAGUAGUAACAACAAUCCUUUAUUAUCACCUCCGUUAUUUACUGUCGAUUUUCCUUCGAGCAACUCACGUUAUACAUCCACGCGAAGUUACAGUUAUGGGUAUAAUUCGGGAGUAUCCACAAAUUAUGAUGGGUUAUCUUCUUUAUCGC
Dentiscutata erythropus is the source of this 1066-nucleotide messenger RNA. Lineage: Eukaryota; Fungi; Glomeromycota; Glomeromycetes; Diversisporales; Gigasporaceae. The record is from the annotation of a GenBank genome assembly.